AUGUUAAAUCAGCACGAACUCGUCCCGCAACAAUACGAGCUGCGUGCAGCGGACGCUGAGGGUGGUCAAAGUGACACUUUCAUCGCGCUUCACUCAAGUUUGGGCAAUGAGCAGACAUACAAGUGGACGUUUGAGGCAGUGACCUCAAAUAUAUUCCGCACUACUUUCACCACGCCUGAUCAUCCAUUGCCCCCUUUUCCUUCUGCCAGGAAACCAGUACAGGAUUUUGGUGAUCAUGUCCCUGAAGUGACACAUGGUCAAGAUGGGACAUCUCGCAUCAUUCGUUGCGGAAAAAUAAAGGCUACAAUUGAGUGGACCGGAGCACCCACCGUCUCCCUAGGUCUUGACGGUGUAGACACCCCCGUGCAUAGAGAUCUCCCUUUUCGCUCUUAUGCCGUCGAUGGGAAUGGCGUUGCGCACUAUACAGCUUGGAAGAAGGACACUCUCCAUGUUGGGCUUGGAGAGAAGGCGGCUCCCAUGGACCUCAGCGGCCGAGGAUUCCUCAUUACAGCCUCAGACACCUUUGGCUAUGAUGCAUACCGCACGGAUCCGCUAUACAAGCAUAUCCCGUGGCUCAUCAACGCGACGCCAGAGGGCUGCGUCGGCAUCUUUUCGACGUCGCAUGCUCGCGGGAGCUGGUCCAUCGGGUCAGAGAUCGAUGGUCUCUGGGGACACUACAAGGUCUACCGCCAGGCCUACGGCGGCCUCGAAGAGUACCUCAUUGUCGGCAACACGGUCGCCGAGGUCGUGCAGUCGUACGCGCGGCUCGUCGGUUUCCCGCUGUGGGUGCCCCGCUACAUGAUGGGUUACAUUGGCGGCGGCAUGAAGUACACGAUGGAGGACGCCCCUGUCCGGGCCUGUGAUGCCGUCCUCGGCUUCAUCCGCAACUGCGAGGAGCACGAUAUGCCCUGCUCUGCGUUCCAGAUGAGUUCCGGUUACACCGUGGCCGAGACGGAGCCCAAGACUCGCAAUGUCAUGACAUGGAAUUACCACCGUUUCCCGGAUCCACGCGCCUUUACGCGCGAGGCGCACGCGCAUGGUGUGCGUCUGCUUGCCAAUGUAAAGCCAUACGUCUUGGCCAAUCAUCCGGCUUAUCCCGCCUUGGCCGAGGCCGGCGCAUUCUUCAAGGACCCCGGGACUGGUAAAACGGCCGUUGCCAGGCUGUGGAGUGCGGGAGGCGGUGAGAGUGGUGAGGGCAGUCACAUUGACUUUACCUCCAAGGCAGGUUACGAUUGGUGGUACCAGGGCGUUCUCGAUCUCAAGCACGUUGGUAUCGAUUCCAUGUGGAACGAUAACAAUGAGUAUAACAUUGCACGUGAUGACUGGGAGUGUUCGCUCGAGACAAUCGACAUUCCGAAAGGUGAGGCUCGUCGGCACAUUGGACUCUGGGGCCGCGCGGUCAAUACCGAGCUCAUGGGAAAGAGUUCGCAUGAUGCUACGGUUGAAGCAGAGCCGAAAGAGCGCCCCCUGGUCUUGACCCGGUCUGCUACGGCUGGCACCAUGAGAUAUUGUGCCAGCUCCUGGAGUGGUGAUAAUGUUACCAGCUGGGAGGGCAUGAAGGGUGCCAAUGCACUUGCACUGAACGCUGGCUUCUCUCUUCUCCAAUGCUACGGCCAUGAUAUCGGUGGGUUCGAAGGACCACAGCCGACUCCCGAGCAUUUGGUCAGAUGGAUACAAUUGGGAAUCCAUUCCCCACGCUUUGCCAUCAACUGCUACAAAACCAACCCCAACGACAAUCUCGUGGGAGACGUCAUUGAGCCUUGGCAGUACCCUUCCGUGUCCCCCAUCAUCCGGGCCGCAAUCAAGCGUCGAUACCAACUUGUGCCGUACACGUACUCUUUGAUGCUCAAGUCUGCCCUGACCGCCGUUCCGCCCCAGAGAUGGACUGGCUGGGGCUAUGAGUCCGACCCGACGGUGUGGUCCAAGGAGAUCACCAGAGGUGACUCGCAAUACUGGUUUGGCGACGCGCUCUUGAUUGCUGGCGUAUAUGAGCCCGGCGUAUCCUCGGCGAGGGUCUACCUCCCAGGGCGUAGUGAUGAUCCGGGUUUCCUCAACACCUCGGCGCCGUACGAUUUCUUGGCGGCUGGACAGUGGCACGAGAUAUCGUCUACUUGGCAUUCUUCGAUCCCAGUCAUUGCACGCAUCGGGUCGGCUAUCCCCAUUGGCAAGACCGUCCCGACCACUUGCGUCGCGGGCGACGAUGUCGAGUUCCCCAACCUGGCCAAGGACGACUGGCGUGGCGUGGAGAUAUUCCCCCCGCCCAGCCCUCGACAUGCUGAUAUCGGGGCAGAGGCUUCGAGUGGCAUGUCGUCAUCCUCGUCACAAGAACAAUGGUUUACGAAUGAUUGGCUGGAAGACGAUGGUAUUAGUCCUGAAGCCAAGGCAGAUCUCUUUUCAGUUACCAUCUCGUAUGCCGCGGCUGCUCAAGCCAUUCAGGUAAAGAUAACAUACCAGAAGCAAGGCUCAUAUGAGCCUCCUUGGUUGAAGACCGGUCUUCAUGUCGUUCUGCCAGUCGGUGAAGAGCGAGGCGUCGUCACCAGUGAAGGCCAUGUGCAUAGUUCUGACCGGGAUGAAAAGGGUCGGCGUGUCUGGAUUUAUACUGCCACCGACGGAAUAUGA
This is a messenger RNA of Pestalotiopsis fici W106-1, 2619 nucleotides long. RefSeq lists its product as uncharacterized. Gene Ontology annotation, biological process: carbohydrate metabolic process. Gene Ontology annotation, molecular function: hydrolase activity, hydrolyzing O-glycosyl compounds; carbohydrate binding. The record is from RefSeq and is a predicted model, not a curated record. Lineage: Eukaryota; Fungi; Ascomycota; Sordariomycetes; Amphisphaeriales; Sporocadaceae. Bases 1 to 2619 code for a protein of 872 amino acids. The transcript has 2 exons.